Messenger RNA from Rhipicephalus sanguineus (brown dog tick), 1470 nucleotides. RefSeq names its product monocarboxylate transporter 9-like. The record is from RefSeq and is a predicted model, not a curated record. Lineage: Eukaryota; Metazoa; Arthropoda; Arachnida; Ixodida; Ixodidae. Gene Ontology annotation, molecular function: monocarboxylic acid transmembrane transporter activity. Bases 1 to 1470 code for a protein of 489 amino acids. Gene Ontology annotation, biological process: transmembrane transport. The transcript is spliced from 4 exons.
AUGACACCUCGCACUGGCGAUGCAGGCGCUACUACACCGCGCACGAAAGCAUCGCCAGACGAGUGCUGGCACGUGGCUGUGGUCGCCGGCCUGCUGACGUGCCUCGCCGCAGCCCUCACUCGUUCCUCGGGUUUCCUGCACGUCGGCAUCAUGGAGCAGUACGGAGUUGAUCACGAGAAGGCGUCAUGGCCCAUCUCUUUGGCAUCCGUGUUGAACAACAUGGCAGGGCUCAUCGCGGGACCGAUAUGCCAAAAGAUUGGUGCAGUCCCCGUCCUGCAUGUCGGCUGCGUGAUCAUGUGGGUGUCGUUGAUGGCCAGUAGCUUUUCGCCAAACAUUACCUGGCUGGCGCUGACCAUGGGUGCAUUAUUUGGAAUUGGCUGUGGUACGACGUUCAUGACGCUGCACGUGCUAGUGAAUCAACAUUUCCAGAAAUACACUGGGCUUGCGCUGGGUAUCAUGUACACCGGCUGCACGGCAUCUGCCUUCAUCUUUCCGAGACUGCUGCUCUUUCUUGCCAAUACAUACGGCUUUCAAGGAAGCAUGCUCAUAUUCGGUGGAAUCGUCAUGCAUGCAUCCGCCCUGGCAUUGUUACUGAAGAAUCCAGGCUGGGCCCGCAGUAAGAGCAAGCUCCAAAAACCUCCACAUGGAGAGGCGAAACCGGGCAUAUUUACUGUUGAAAGCAAAGAGAAGAGCAUUACAGAAGUUUCUCAAAAACCAGCAACCAUCGAUAAUCAGAGGCGACCGGAUCCCACGAGCCUUGCAUACGGUGUAACAGUAAUGAGGAGUCCCAUGCUUUACGUCAUCCUGUUCACGUACAUUGUCUUGAAUUUCAACUUCGGCGUAUUUGUGACAACUGUCGUAGACUUCGCAGUUGACCGGGGUUCGACUGUCGCCAGUGCUGUGAACAUCGUGCCUCUUUUCUCUAUCACGGACACCGUGGGACGCCUGGGCCUUCCCGUACUGGCGGACCGUGGGUAUAUACGCCGUAGUACCCUGGCGAUGCUCAACUAUAUACUCAUGGCAGCUAGCAUGUUCGCACUGCCUUUCUCGUCGUCGUACGCCGGCAUGCUGGCCGUGUGCAUGUGCAUAGCUCUGUUCCAGGGCUGCGGUAUUCCCUUGUAUCCAGCUCUCAUGGCCGAGUACGUCGGGAUUGAGAGACUGCCCAUUGGCUACGGCAUCGUGGGUACAGUGGCUGGCCCACUCUACUUGUUGAACCCGCUCUUCAUUGGACAUUUCAGGGACAAGAUAGGUUCCUACGACAACAUGUAUAGGACUCUAGCAAUAACAUUGGCUCUUGUUGGGAUCACAUGGUCGAUCGUCUUCUGUGCCGAGAGGAAAAGACAGAAAAGGUGGAGUGGGAGCUACAACAAAGAAGAAAGCAUCGGCAUUGCCAGCACUUCUCUUCAACGGUCGGAAAAUUAUCAGUCAUUUUCUGGCUCAAAAAACAAUAGCCUAAAGCAAGCGUUCUGA